Messenger RNA from Prunus armeniaca (apricot), 330 nucleotides. The record is from the annotation of a GenBank genome assembly. Lineage: Eukaryota; Viridiplantae; Streptophyta; Magnoliopsida; Rosales; Rosaceae.
AUGUCAAAUGAUGAUGGGGUGCCGAAGGCAUCGCUCUCGUCGGAUGAUGGCAGGGUGCCGAAGGUGACGACGAGGUGCCGAAGGCAUUGCUCUCGUCAGAUGAUGACAGGGUGCCGAAGGCAACUUUCUUUGUCCAACAAUGACAGGGUGCCGAAGGCAUCGCUCUUGUCUAAUGAUGACAGGGUGCCGAAGGCAUCGCUAUGUCAAAUGAUGACGGGGUGCCGAAGGCAUCGCUCUCGUCGGAUCAAGAUGCUUGUAGAACAAGCUUACCAAUGGUUAUUGCCGAUGGCUAAUAGUCUUGGGUUUUUCUUUUGGCGUAUAUGCCGAUGA